Centruroides sculpturatus (bark scorpion) is the source of this 2931-nucleotide messenger RNA. Its product is annotated as 4-hydroxybutyrate coenzyme A transferase-like. The record is from RefSeq and is a predicted model, not a curated record. NCBI's taxonomy places the organism in Eukaryota, Metazoa, Arthropoda, Arachnida, Scorpiones, Buthidae. The transcript has 8 exons. Gene Ontology annotation, cellular component: mitochondrion. Gene Ontology annotation, biological process: acetate metabolic process. Gene Ontology annotation, molecular function: acetate CoA-transferase activity. The coding region runs from base 32 to 1462 and encodes 476 amino acids.
GAUAAGCAGAUGUUUUUUCUACGAGAUCUCGAUGGCGAAUAGACGUUUUGUAAAUAUUUUAUUACCUUCAUGCAAUAGCUUUAUCCAAGAUUUUACAUUAUUAAAACGAAGGAUAAUCAAUAAGAGUUACUUCACUUAUUCUCAAAAUCCUAAUCACUAUCCAAGAAAACAAAGUAAAUGGACUUCUGCGGAAGAAGCUGUCUCUGUAAUUAAAUCUGGUGAUAGAAUAUUUAUCCAAAGCGUAACUUCAACUCCCCAGAAACUUGUAACAGCAAUGAUGCAACAUGCCACAACUUCAGAACUCAAAAAUCUUACCACGUACUUAUUCUAUAUUCACGAUGACGUAGAAUAUCUAAAACCAGAAUACAAAGGUAUAUUUUCUUGCAACAUAUUUUUUGUUAGUCCAAGUACUCGCGAUGCUGUAAAUACCGGUAAAGCUCAUUAUGUACCCAUAUUCAUCACGGAUAUUCCAUUAUUCCUUCACCAGCAACCUGUUGAUGUUGCAUUGGUUCACGUAUCACCACCGGAUGAACGUGGUUUCUGUAGUUUGGGAGGUUGCGUAGAAUCUACCAGAGCUGCAAUAGAAACAGCCAAAUGUGUUAUAGCACAAGUCAAUUCUUACCAAAUUAAAACCUUUGGUGACAGUCAAGUUCACGUCAACUGCUUUGAUUUCUUAGUAGAAGGGCAUCAUGAGUUACCACAAGUACAACUGAAGCAGUAUUCAGAAACUGAUUUAAAAAUAGGAAAAUUACUUGCGGAUAAUCUAGUAGAUGAUGGUUCAACACUCCAGACAGGUGUUGGAUCUCUUCCCGACGCCAUAUUGGCUUCGCUUAAUCAACACAGGAAUUUGGGUUUUCAUACCGAAAUGUUCAGUGAUGGAGUUGUCGAUCUAUUUAACUCUGGUGCCAUUACUAAUCGAUUUAAAACCGUUAUUCCAAGAAAGAUAGUUACGUCUUUUACUAGAGGAACUAAGAAACUUUAUGAUUUUUUAAAUAACAACGUAUGUGUCGAGAUGAGGGAUAUCAGUUUCACUAACAACACAGGAGUGAUCGCUUCCAAUCACAAAAUGGUGGCCAUUAAUUCAUGCAUCGAGAUUGAUUUAGCUGGAGAAGUUGCAGCCGACUGUAUUGGAUCUUAUAUUUAUUCAGGAUUUGGAGGUCAGGUAGACUUUUUAAGAGGAACUGCUGAAAGUUUAGACAGAAAGGGAAAGCCCAUAAUCGUUUUACAUUCGAGGACUAAUAAAGGACAAGCCAAAAUCGUACCUCAUUUAAAACCUGGAUCGGCAGUUGUGUCCACGCGUGGCCACGUCCAUUACGUAGUUACAGAAUAUGGAAUUGCUAAUCUUUUCGGCAAGACUCUAAGACACAGAGCUUACGAAUUAAUUCGAAUUGCUCAUCCGGAUGACAGAGAAAAGUUAGAAACAGCAGCAUUUGAUAGAUUCAAAUGCAUGCCUUCACCUUGAUCAAAAAAUCAAGGAUUAUGGAUGCUUUGCUAAACAUUUUGAUAAAUAACAAUGAUUAGAAACGUUGAAUGAGGAUUAUAAUGGUAAUAGAGUUUCAGAGAAGUGAAUUUCAAUUUCGUUUCUUCAAUUCUUUGGUUCCUCAUUGCAAAUCUUUUAGAGAAAUCGGGAAACUUUUAUUUUUUUAAUUCCUUUAAUUAAAGAAUCGAGUUGAAACAGCGAAUCGUAUGUAUUUGAUUCUUCUGUCCAAUGUCUUCAGAAUUUGAAUUCAUUUAUCAAGUUUAAAUUAAAUUUUCAUUACCAAAUUCAAGGGGAUAGGUAUUCAGAUAAAUAGAAUUAAUAGAAGUAAAUGGCAUAUAAUGAAAUAAGAUAAUAUAAAUUAAAAUAAUAUUGAAAGAAUGUGACAAUAAAGAACAAUAGUGUUCUGGAUACAGAAAUUUCAGAAAUCUUCGACAAAAGGCACAGGAGUUAUUAUGCUUCGAAUUGGGUAAACAAAAUCGUGCCUCAAUCCACACACAACAUCCAUAUAUUCACGAAAAACCAUUAUUUUUUGUAUUUUUUGGUGUUUCAAGUCCCUCAAAGUCCAAAAAUGAAAAAAAAAAAUAUGGCCAUACUUUACUCUGUUAUAGUAGUCGGGAAAGUAACAACCGAAUGAAACUUUAUGGAUCUUCGUGAUGCCGUGAGAAGAAUAACAGUUGUAAUUCUCUAUAUAGGCUACAAUUAUGCUAUAUUAAAUUCCAUUUUUUAAAUUCGUAAGCGAUUUUAAAUGAUAUUUUGAGAAAAUUUAACAAGAUUAUUUCCGAAAUUGAUGCAUUGCAAAGCGUUAUUUCUAAGUAUGGUACAUUGUAUUUCUUUUCUCUGUUUCGUAAGUAUAAAUGAAGAAGACAAAGAAUAGAAAAUAGAAUGUCCUAUCGGCAAUUUUUAUGUAUAAAUUUUCACCUUAAUUAAAAUUCACAAUAAAUAAAAUUUCGAUUUUGUCCUAAACGUUUAUACUAAAGCCUCAGUCAUUUUGGCGUUGAAUUUGGUGCAGACUGCAACAGAUUCAACAUAUCAGGCAUACAAUAGGGUACCAGACACACAAUACGAGAAACUGGAUCCUAUUUGGGUGUUAGACACGUGAAGAAAACAGGAAAAUGCCACAUGGCAGCUCGUUAGGCACACCAAAUGCUAGUGAUCAUUUGUAUUAUCCAGUAGGCAACGGUGAGCUGAAAGAGAAAAUUUAAUUUGUUAAAUAAGAAGAAUAAUUAAAACGAUAAAAAUUCAAUAACAAAUUCUUUAUUAAUCUGAUAUAGAGGAUAAAUCUUAUCUCGAUGAUAAUAAUAAUCAGCCGUCCCAUAUUCCACUUGAUAUAAAGUAUUUUAUUCAAUAAUAAUUUAACGGAAAGGAAUGAAAUUUCCAAACCAUCCUAACGUGUAAAUGAAUAUAUUCAAGCUGAUAUUGACGAGCAGAAGAACCAUUUUUCUAAGAUUCUU